Molecule: messenger RNA, 2545 nt
Organism: Helicoverpa armigera (cotton bollworm)
Lineage: Eukaryota; Metazoa; Arthropoda; Insecta; Lepidoptera; Noctuidae
Product: store-operated calcium entry regulator STIMATE
Exons: 6
Coding region: 252-1007 (251 amino acids)
Cellular component (GO): membrane
Source: RefSeq, a predicted model, not a curated record
GCCUACUGUUCUGUAAGUUUAGAUGACAAAAACUGUAAUGACAAAAGUCAAAACUGUCAAAAAUAUAUGAUGUGAUGCGAGAUGCGAAUUUGCGAGAAAUUAAUUCAGUUUAUUGCAGUUUGUGUUUGUUUAAAAGUCCAUUGAAUUUAAUUUGUUUUGUUUUGUGAAUAGGAAACCGUUUAACAUGAGUAAUAGCUAGUGAAAGCACUAGCAACCUUGAUAUGCGAUUUAUUUACUAAAAGAAAUGAAAAAUGAAUAACAGUUCCGAUUAUAUUUACUGGUCGGAGCUACAUUGCUCCAAAGAUGCUCUCACGGACAACUAUGGGUGGUUCAUGCAGUUCCUGUUGGCAGUUUUAGCGUUUACUUGCUUAAUAGGUAAAAGAUUUUGUGAGCCCCGGUAUGCAAGGAGGCCAUGGCUUAUAUGGUUUUACGAUACAUCAAAGCAAGGCUUGGGAGCAUUAAUCAUACAUGCAGCCAACGUAUGGCUGUCACCUCACCUCACUGGGAACCCAUGCACCUGGUACAUAGUGAACUUCAUGUUAGACUCGACGCUGGGCCUGCUAAUAAUAUGGGCUGGCAUCAGACUUGCUCAAUACUGUGCGAAAACUUAUGAUAUACCACUCAUCAAUUUUGGUGAAUAUGGUAAACCGCCGAUGUGCGCAGCAUGGAUAUGCCAAUGCAUAUUAUACGCGGCGCUCGCGACGUUUGCCAAGUCCGUCUUGGCGUUGGUGCUGCGCCUACCGCCGGUGGUCGCUGUCUUAUCCACGUUACGCCUGUCGCCUGUCUCCGACCCUCGCCUGGAACUGGCGGUGGUCAUGCUCAUCAUUCCCUUCUUUGUUAAUAUAUUAAUAUUUUGGGUGACCGACAACUUCCUCAUGUACCAUCCACGAGGUGUGAGCUCGAAAAUUAAGACCAAGGUUAGAUACCAAUCCAUCAAGAAGGAGAAAUCAGGUUCAGAAGAGGAACGCGACUCUGCAGACGAACGUCUUCUGGGAGCUAGUGUAUGACCUUACAGGAAGCCCAGUGUAUUUCGGGCUUAAUCUCGUAGCGUAGAUAGUUCACUGCUAACUUGCCAAGCAGAGGAAAAAUCGACAAAAUCGACUCGCCUCUCCGGUAUUUAGUCGGGCAGUAGUCAUGUUUACAAUCGAUUAACGAUCCCUAUUUGACUUUUGAUCAAAUAAUCGUUAAUCGAUUACGAAUUUUUCACUUCCAUUUACUCGAAUUGUAAUCGAUACAUGUAAAAUUGUAUGUUGUGUAUAUAUGUGUAAAUUAAAGUAUAUUAUAGGAAGGCAAGUUAUGUAGUGCUGUGCGAUUUGAAAUAGGAAUGUCUCGCCAUUUUGUGAUGUUUUGAUCUGUUCAUGUAACUUCAUCAUAAAUUGUAUUAUUUAUGUGUGUACCAUACAUAUCCACAUGAAGUAAGUAAGGCUCACGGCGAAGACAGACACAUUUUUUUAAACCGCGCAAUAAGGAGGUAUACAUGGUGUAAAUUAUAUUACUCUAACAUGGCAACUAUUAUUAAAAACUACUACUUUAGUCAUUUCGAAAUUACAUAAUUUUAUUAUAACAGUAUACUAUCCUUAAUUAUAUCGAAUCACAUUUAUUUUAGUUUUUAUAAUGCUGUAUUUAUAUUAGUACGAAAUGUAGGUAAAAAGAGAGUUUGUAUUGAUAUUUUUUUGCUUUUUUUGGAGGGCAAGACUUUAGUAUACUUAGACAAUUUUGCUAACAUAGUAUAUUUGCUAUGUAUAUAUGUAUGUAUAAUACGGCCAUAAAAUAUUGUUUUGUUGUAAUGUAAAGAGGUAUUUGUACCAUGUGAGAUAUAUUUUGUGCGUUUGGCUAAGUAUUGGUUCCACCAAAGAACGCGAAUGGAAUUGAAAUGUCGCUCAUCUUAUCUAACCUUAAAUAAAACUAUUUAGGUACAUGUACAAAUAACAUGCCAUUUUGCUUCAAACAAAUUUUAUAUUGAAUAUAAAAAAAAAAAUAUUUUUAUACAUUUUACUUUUGAAAAUAUGAUAAUUUUAAUGUUCCUACACGGUAUAGUACUUAGAUCCUCAUAGUAGUGCCAUGUAUUUUGAUUUUUUAUAUAUGUACACUAACAUCGAAUAAAGACUGAGAAAGUCGUGGGAAUCAUAUCUUCCUAUCAUAUUCCAAUUAAAUUCCACUUGUUAGAAUAGCUUUACACUUGUUUAUUAUUACAUCUACAUCACGACGUCAGUAUUGGCAUAAUAAUUCUAUGUACGAAAUCGUUUUGCAAUCAUUAUAUUUAAAGGAGAAAUAUUUCUCAUUGAAAAAAUAUUAUUAUAAUUUAAAUUGUUGAAAAUUAUGAAUAACAUCUGCAUACGAUUGAUCUGAUUCAACAAAACUAAAUGAUAUUACUUUAUUGAUGUGUGUUAAUAUUUUAUGGACACAAAUUAUCUAUGAUUGUGAUGUAAUGUAAAUAUCGAUAAUAAGGACAAGUUUUAUAAAAACUAUGAUGUAUAUAUUGAACCAUAUAACAUAUUUGUGCAUCUGUUCAUUGUUUGUGCGAAUAUAAUUCACCUUACGUGUU